Molecule: messenger RNA, 738 nt
Organism: Vespa mandarinia (Asian giant hornet)
Lineage: Eukaryota; Metazoa; Arthropoda; Insecta; Hymenoptera; Vespidae
Source: RefSeq, a predicted model, not a curated record
AUGAGGUGUUUUGCUUUGGUGAUUUCUAUCGUAGCGAUUUCGAUCGCUCAUUCAAUUCUGGUUGAAAGCCGAAAAGUUACGAUAGAUCUGUCGGACUUGGAAGUAGCUGCAUCUGGUCAUCAUGAAGAAAAGGGUGGUGGCGAAGAGCAUUUUUCCGAUCAUUAUAGCAAACACGGUGAGAAGGGCGACAAAGGAUAUAAGGAGGAACAUCAUCACGAAAAGGGUGAUAAGGGAUACCAUGACAAAGAAGGACAUUCAGGACACUAUCACGAGGAUGAAGGACACAAGAAGCAUCAUCACCACGAUGAUGGUUACUAUGCCGAGCAUCAUAAAGGUGAAAAGGGCGAAAAGGGCCAUAAAUUUCAUGAGAAAGGCCACUACGGUAAGGGCCAUAGUACCAAGGGGCAUCACGGAGUUCAUAAAUUAGAUGAAUUUAAAAAGGAUAAAGAAUUCUUCGACGAACAUCAUGACUCUGGUCACCACGAGGAUCACGGUGGUCAUCAUCACGAGCAUGAACACAAAAAGGGCGGUCACUUCAAGAAGGGUCAUCACGAUUCUGGUCAUCAUGAGGAUAAAUAUGGGAAAAAAGGUCAUUACGAGAAGGGACAUCAUCAUCACGAUGAAAAGGGUCACAAGAGUGAAGGUGGACACGAUGAACAUUAUGAACAUCAUUCCAAGCAUGGUAAAAAAGGUGAUCACGAAGAUCACAAGAAAUGGGGUUUUAAAGAUGGACAUUAA